CCCGUGGCGCUGGGCCAGGCCUUCCCCGGGGCCGAGGUGCGCCUCUCAGCCUUCCACGUGUGCAAGCACCUGCAGGAGCAGAUCCAGCGGCUGGGCCUGGAGCGCCGGGCCGAGCAGCUGCUCCUCAGCACCCUGCACGGCACCAUGUGCAGGGCCACGGAGAGCAAACGGAGGGAGAUGCACCGCGUCCUGAGUGAGACGGUACCGCCGGACCUGCUGCCGCGCCUCCACGCUCACUGGCUGCUCACCAAUAAGAUCUGGGCCACGCACGGGGACAGAAGCUGCAAGAAGAGCUCUGACUAUUUUAUGGAGCUGGAGACAGUCACUCAGGGCUUAAGCCAGGUUUUCAGUGCUGAGCUCUUCCUGGAAACUUGCAUUGCCUCGUUUGCAAAGUACUACCAGAAAUGUGUUUCUGAGAGCCCUCCCAGUAACACUGUGUGCUCCGCUGCCUGUCCUGAUCACCGUGCAGCUUCCCAAACCCCACCCACCUCGAAUUCCCCCCUCCAGCCCCUGGAUGGCUGUCAGGAUCAGUCAUCCCAGUGCUCUGUCCCGGACUUUCCCAUGGCAACCGCAGCAGCUCCUCAACUCCCAAUGGCCCUCCGCAGCCAGCCUGCACCUCCCCAGCCUCUCCUCCAGAGUGGGUCCGUGAGCACUUGCUCCUUGUACAUUCCUUCAUCUCCUGCAAUUAAAGAGGAGGCUACAGAAUAUCCAGAGGGGGACAGCGAUGAGGGGAUGAACCAAAGGGCUGAAGAACGUAUCGUGCAAUCUUUGUCUGAUAUUUGCACGGAGUUUGCUGCCAGGCUGUGCCUGAGCGAGCUUGCAGUGGUUCAGAAAUCUGUGCAGCUGAUAGGCACCAGCACAGAUGCUGUCAACGUACAGAUCCUUGAAGAUGCUCACAAAGUGACUCAGGAAGGGCUGUGCCACUGUACAUGCCACUUCAACCAGACGUUCCAGUUGCCCUGCCGGCACAUCCAGGCUGUGCUGAACUCGGAGAGAAAGACCUUGCAGCCUGAGAUGCUGGGGAGGCAGUGGCAGAAGGGACGUGACGUCAUCAUCAAGAGCGUGCGAGGCAGUGCUGACCACCUUCUGGAGGACCUGGAGAGCCCUUGGGAUGAGUCUCGAGACAAAUUCCUGGCUGUGUCCUCACUCACAGAAGAGAUCAGCCAGCUCCUCACCUGUUGUAGCACAGAGGAGUUUGAGCUCCGGUGCAGCACCCUGCGAGCGCUGGCUGACAGCUGGAUCGGGCCCUACAUGCAGGUGAAACUCUAGUGUGGGACAGUGAGGCUGGCACUGCUUGCAGCUCUGCUGCAUCCCUCCUGCUUUCAUUGCUCUCUUUAUUCAGACUGUACCCCACAGGAGUUAGGGGCUGGCUGGGCCGCUUCAUGAGUGAGCAUCCACUCCUGCAUGGGGGAGCUGUGGAGCUGGUUUACAAAUUCCCAACUGAACUGUAAUGGGUAACAAGCUGCUGACCUAACAAGCAGGAAAUGCAUGGGGUGAGCUGAGGGUGGUGUGGGGUAGGAAGUGAUAGUUUAAUAAUGUGAUAAAAUUAUUUGAUCUUUGGCCAGCACCUUCAGGUCCUUCCAGCGUCCGGCUGUGAGGGUAUUGUGCAACAAAGCCAAUAAAUGGGCCUUUGUCACUUUGGA
Molecule: messenger RNA, 1643 nt
Organism: Meleagris gallopavo (turkey)
Lineage: Eukaryota; Metazoa; Chordata; Aves; Galliformes; Phasianidae
Gene: ZSWIM1
Product: zinc finger SWIM-type containing 1
Molecular function (GO): zinc ion binding
Source: RefSeq, a predicted model, not a curated record